This is a messenger RNA of Cololabis saira (Pacific saury), 3451 nucleotides long. RefSeq names its product sosondowah ankyrin repeat domain family Ca (gene sowahca). Lineage: Eukaryota; Metazoa; Chordata; Actinopteri; Beloniformes; Belonidae. The coding region runs from base 137 to 1675 and encodes 512 amino acids. Gene Ontology annotation, molecular function: protein binding. The record is from RefSeq and is a predicted model, not a curated record. The transcript has 4 exons.
UGCAGGAGGAGGUGGAGGAGGAGGAGGAGGCCGGGGAGAAGAUGCUGUCAAUCGCUGCCUCCGACUUAAGUGAAUGAGCAUGACCAUGGGUUUAUUCGGAGACGCUAUCGUGUAGCUCAGCAGCCAUUUAUCGGGGAUGGCGAUGGCGUCCCGGUGCACGGAGCAGGCCGUGCAGCAGUUCCUGUCGGAGAGAGGAGGGAGGGUCCGACACACGGAGCUCAUCCAUCAUUUCACAUCACUUUCUGGGGGGUGCAAGGACCAGUCCAGCGAAGGGCUCGAUCCAGAGACGCUGACACGCAUCGUCGACGGCGUGGGGUUCGUGAAGGUGGAAGACGGCGUGAGGUUUGUGUGUUUGAAGGCUGAGGGCAGCGUGGAGGAGGAGAUGAGGACGGAUCCUGCUGAGAUGAACGGAAACACGCUGGACGACACAUGUGUGAACGGCAACCCCGAGAAUAACAGAGACAAAACAGGAGCAGCGAGUCCACCGGCUGCCAGCUUGGACAACGACCAGCUGUCAAAUGGCAACGAGAAACAAGCGGCCUUGUCCCAGAGCAAGACUAGCUCAGGGACUGCCACCCCUGCUGGAGGAGGGGAGGUGAGGCUCAGGGACCGGAGGAGGCGGGAGUCCGCUCCGGUCGUUGGGAUGCAAGACGCGGAUCAGGCUCCCUCGGCCGGGUCACACAGCCAGCAGCUCAGAGGGGCGCGCAGGGUGUCCAAGGGCUCUCAGCGAGCCGUGCUGACCAGCUGCCUGUCAGAAGACAGCGCUCUGGAGGGACUGGAGUCUGUCGGGGACAUCAACACCCCAAAGGGCAGCCGCAGGAACUUCAUAGAGCUGAUGAUGAGCAGUUCUCCUCAGGUUCGGAGGUCUUUGAUCAGUCGUGGCCCACGCAUCCGAGACUCGGUGAAGAGCGACGGCGAUACGUCAUCUCUCCUGUCCUCGGCUACAGAUGAGGACUGCGCCUCGGUGACCCUGGACCCGCUGGAACACGAGUGGAUGCUUUGUGCCUCGGACGGCCUGUGGGAAAGUCUGCAGCCCUUGCUGGCUGUGGAGCCGAGCCUCGUGGCCAAAAGGGACUUCGUGACGGGCUUCACCUGCCUCCACUGGGCGGCCAAGCAGGGCAAAGCUGAGCUGCUCUCCCAGCUGCUGGCCUUCGCCAAGGAGAACACUAUACCUGUGAAUGUGAACUUGAGAUCCAGCGCGGGAUACACACCGCUACACCUGGCUGCCAUGCACAGACACACGCAGGUGGUCCGUCUGCUGCUGUCGGACUGGGAAGCAGACCCUGAAGCCCGAGACUACAGCGGGAGGCGAGCCCUCCAGUACCUGCCCCCCCUGCUGGUUGCUGACCUGCAGCAGGAAGGGGUCGUCACCUCACCGGUGUCGGAGCCAGACCCUGAAAACACCCCCAGCAGCGGCGGCGGAGGGCGUGGCUGGAGGUGGCUGCGGCUGCUCAACUCCCCGGUGGAGACGGCGGAGGAGUCGGCCGGGAAGUCCAAGGGAAGCCUGCAGAGGAAGACUUCCCUGAGCCGACUGAACGCGCGGCUGCACCGAGGCCGCCACCGGGCCCAGAUCAUCCACAGCGCCUCCUUCAGGGACACGGGGGAGGUGGACAGAGGAGCGGACCUCCCCUGCAGUCCUCUCCGGACCAGACCGCUGUCCAACCUGUUCGGCUGAACUUAAAGCAGCAAAGCACAGCUACUAACCGGUUUGACAUGAUUUGAUUUGCAGAUUAUUUACCUUUUUAUAAUCCUACAGUUCAGAUAUUUUUAUGACAGAAAUACGAUAUAAAAACAGAGUCGAUUUUACAAGUUUAUCCCUUUUUUUUCUAUUGUAGAAAUUACUGAAAUAAUCCGAUUUUUAGAUUUUUCUUAACUUAUUUUUUGUUCCUAAUGCAGUGGACAAACUUUUACUGAUCCUGGCGGGGGAAGUCACAGCUCAAAUAGUUUUUUUUUUUUUUUUUUUUUAAAUCUUUUGGUGGUAUUUUUAAGCACUGAUUUGGAGUAACUAACAAACAAGACAUCAGGUAUUUGACUUUAGACUGAUGUUCACAUCGUGCAUUUAUGAAACAUCUUGUACUGAAGCAGGCUCUCACUUGAGUCACAAUUAGCAUCAAAUUUAGGUGGAAAAAAGCACUUUGGAUUGAUUUCACACUGUUUUCGAAAAGCCUGUUUCUGUUUACAAAACAAUUUAUUUAUAGAGUUCAGUUCCUUUUCCAGUUUUUUGGGUGGUGCUGAUGUUUUUUGUACAUUUCUGUAACGUGAACAAAUGUGAUUAUUUUCUAAAUAGCAGAUUUUAAUAUUCCAGUCUUUUUCACUCAACUGGUUUGCACUUGUCACUUUGAAGAUGGGUCGUGAUUAUGGGAUUGGGCGACAUAUACUAAAACCACACCAGCAAUUUUUGGUCUCACAUCCUGCUUUCAAGUUAAAUUUUUAGACUCGGCUGCAUACAUAAAAGUACAAAUGAGGUAUUUCACUUAUGAUUGUUGAUAGCUGGCACCAAAAGUGGGGUAAAAAUGAUGAAUGGGAUGGGUGGGGGGAUUUCCAAGACACCUUUGGAGACAUCCAGUUAGCAGAAUCGAGCAACUGGUCUUUUUGUUUCACAGUAAGCUUGUUUUAUUAUGUGUAAGCACAUGGAUGGCAUAGUUUCUAUGAAUUUUCUCAAGAAUACAAAGUACCUCAAAUAUUCUGAAGCUGGUUCACUUUUCUCUUUUUAUUUUGUGUGCGUCCACUGGUGUGUGUGGUGGUGUGGUUUGUAAAUCAUAGUCGGUGAUCUGCAGUUCUUUAGGCUUUUAUGACAUUCAGUCUUACAUAUUUGAGUAUUUUCACUCAAAAAUGUCUUACUUUUCUAAACAUAACACCUCAUCAUCAAGACAGGGCAUCAAAUAAAAGUCUUUUAAGUUCAGAUUUCCAUCUAGAUGGUUAUUGAUGAUCAGUUUUACAAGAAGGCAAUCAAUCAAACAAACCUUAUCAUGUUAUACUGAAUAGAUGGUCUCUUCUCUGCCUAAAUACAGGUUUGACCUUGCAUGUAUACAAUCUCUGGAUAUUUGAUCAAAUUAGUUUUUUUAAGCACCACUGAUCAUACUUCCUGAUUGAUUUCUCAAUUAUGUGAAUCUUACUGACUCAAUUUCAUGAAUGAUCCCUUUUGACUUUUGUAGCAUUUGUACUUAAACAAUCAAGCUCCAUGUAGUACUGUUGACUCUUUUGAUGUAGAAAUGCAUUCAACGGAUGGGCCUUUCUCAGCUGCAUGAGUAGGGGAAAUGUAAAUGGUGUGCACUGUUAUUUUUUUCACCUGUAAAUAAUUGUGUCAGUCUUGUGAUGUUAUUCAUCAGUACUGUGAUGUUAUUCUGUGUUGUGGAGUCACUGUUAAUGAGCAUCUCUCCUCUUUCUAGUCAUGCGACACUGGAUACUAUGAAAUGAAAUAAUGAUUGUUUGCAUAAAAUUAAAGUUCCCA